AUGGCGGGGGCUGCCGCAGCGGGGCACGAGGGCCACGGCGGGUGGAGGCGGAGCGAGCGCCGUGCGGGGCAGAGGAAGUGGCCGAGCGCGGCCACGGCGGGCGCGCGUGGUCGCAGGGGAGCCGGGGGAGGGGGUGCGCCGCCCGCAGCGACGGCACCACGCGGUGAGCGCGGACGGGACGAGGGAGGAGCGGGACGGUGCGGCGACGAGCGCGGCCGAGCGCGCGCGGGGCGCGGCGACCGCGGCGAGUGCGCGCUGGACAGGGGGGUGCGGGCAGGGGACAAGGUGAGCGCAGGGAGGAGGGGCGCCCGUGCGUGCGGGUGGCCGCGGCGAGUGGAGCGGCAGAGCGAGGCGAGGCUCGGGCGCGUGCGCGGGGGGGCAGGGCGCGGGGCGCGGCCCCGAGCGGCGAGCAGGGGAGGGGACGAGCACGGGGCGAGGGAGAGAGAGGAGGGGCGCGGCUCACGGUGGCCGUAG
Aegilops tauschii subsp. strangulata is the source of this 474-nucleotide messenger RNA. NCBI's taxonomy places the organism in Eukaryota, Viridiplantae, Streptophyta, Magnoliopsida, Poales, Poaceae. The record is from RefSeq and is a predicted model, not a curated record.